Molecule: messenger RNA, 1836 nt
Organism: Vanrija pseudolonga
Lineage: Eukaryota; Fungi; Basidiomycota; Tremellomycetes; Trichosporonales; Trichosporonaceae
Exons: 4
Coding region: 1-1836 (611 amino acids)
Source: RefSeq, a predicted model, not a curated record
AUGCGCCUACAGCAGCGCUCCUCCUCGGCGGAUAUUAACGACCGCCGCAACUUCCGCGUACACCGUCUCAUCGAGCGCGCGACCGGGCGUCCUCCACCAGCACGGCGUGUCAACGUCUCGGACAUCAGUGGGCCAGUCGAGGUCCUCGUCCCAGUGGGAGAGUCCUUAACAACAAGCCAGGCGUCGCAACCAGGCCGCAGUAACUCGCUGUCGUCCUCCCUUACGUCGCGUAUCUCCCGCGCCUUCUCCAUCUCGGACCGGCGCACGACGACGACGAUACCCAACACGCAUACCCGCUCGCACUCGACUUCUGCGUCAGUCAUCAUGGGUCUAACGAGCGACUUUGCCGCCCUAUCCCCGCCUUUGACGGCUAGCACGUCGUCAAACUGGAGCUACGAGGACGUCGCCACCGCCCGCCACGGCUACGUCCCGUCGUCGGCUUCAACCCAAAGCCAGCACAUGCAUACCUACCCUCAACGGCCGAUGGCAACAACGCCAUUUGGGUCGUACACGAAAAGCUCUGCCAAGCGCCCGAACACAGCACCUUCCUCCGGAUCCCCUUCCCCGCCGGAGAAGGCACCGCCACUGCCAGUCCCCAAGACGCGCCUCUCCCAGUCUCCCCUCGUUGGCUCGUCCCUCUUCCGCGAGACGUUCAGUCGCCUCUCGGCCGUCGCCAACGGCACCAGCAGCACCGACAAUGUGGCGUCUUCUUCGUCACUUCGUUCCCGCCCCAUUUCGCUACCGGUGAGAGCCACGCUGGUUCAGUCGGGGACUCCUCAACCGCCUUCCCUCACACGCCGUCCACCUUACGUCGUGCAGGACAGCUCGCUGGACACGCCGUCCCGGCCCGGCUUCCGCUCCAAGCGCGAGGCUAUCUGCCUCUCUCCGCUGCCGGUCUCGCCCGUUUCGCCUCUCUCGACAUCCUUUGUGCAUCCGCCAGAAACACCAUCAUCAGUCAACUCUAGCACUUCGUCUCGCUUCCGGAUCCCCCGCAAGCCUGUGCCUGUCCUCACGCCAGAAGAGCUCGGUACUCCAUCGCCCCCUCCCACCCCCAAGAUGUGCACUGACACUUCAGCGGGCGAGACGACUUCGGCCAGCAGCUGCAGCCCGCUGUCCUCCCCUGCUGCCUCGGCAGAAUCUAUGGACACACCACAAGACGAACCAACCUCGCCGUCUUUGGCACCCUUAAGCCCCAACGCCUCGUUCAGCAACGAGAUGGACCGCCUCUUUGACGAGCUUCUCGACGAGUGCCGCACACCAAAGGUCUCACGCCCGCCGACAGCAGCGACCCAGCACGUCCCUAUGCCGGAGCACCGACCAGUUACACCCGGACGACCACUGGCGCACAAGACGUCGUCUAUUCUCCGCCGCACUCCUGCAGUUCGCAGAUCACUCCGGAAUAUCAAUAUCCACAAGCGCUCCCAGUCGCACCCGUUACCCGAUAGCCCCAAGAUCUCGGUGCCACUGACUCCGAGCCGCGAGACGCGCCACACGCGCGAAACCUCAACCCCCCUACCGACCUGCUCGCCUUUCAAGCCCUUCAUCCCCUCGCAGCGCAGCUUUGAGCCCCUGCGUGCCGUCCGCUCCCGCUCAAGCCCAAUGCUGGCGACGACGUCCGCCAACAUCCCCGCCGCGGGCCUCCAGACGCCUGUCGGCCGGGUCAAGGAUCGCGUCCAGCAGUUUGAGCGGACCGAGAACUCCCCCACCGCCCCGUCCACCCCUGUGAAGACCUUGGGCGCCAUUCUCAACAAGAACAUUCGUGUGAACUCUGAUGAGCUGACUCUGGAAUCCAAGCGUCUGAUGGAAGAGGCGCGCGCGCGUCGCGCCAUUCGCUAA